CCCAAGUCGAACCUCAUAAUCAUUCCAAUGGCGAAUUAUCUCUCCCUCACUACCCACUCUCUCCUCCUCCUCCUCUUCUCUCUCUCUCUUUCUCUUCACUCCUCCACCUCUUGCAACAGCCCCUCACCCUCUGAUCAGCAAUCUCCCAACAUCACCGAGGCCUGCAAGGCCUCAGCCGACCCCCCAAAUUGCAUCAAAUGGCUGUCCAAUUCCGGUCGAGUCCCUCCCCGCGCCACCAUUCCGGAGGUUAUCCAAUUCGCCCUCAGUGCCACGAACCUGAACCUAAGAGCGGGCCAGGCCAUGGCAAAAGCUAUCCUGGAUGAAUCAUCCGGGAACGUGAACCGAUCCACGGCCGCCAGUACCUGCCUCGAGCUGCUGGGCUACGCCAAAUACCGAAUCGCCCAGGCUCAUGACACAAUUAGCAGCAACCUCAAAGACACGCGCGCGUGGGUAAGUGCGUCCCUGGCUUACCAGUACGACUGCUGGUCGGCCCUCAAGUACGUGAACGACACCAAAUCAGUGCUCGACGCCAUGGUGUUCUUCAACGGGACCUUGAUCCCGGGCACCAGCAGCACUCUAGGGAUGAUGGUCAAUUACGAUAUCUACGGGGAGAAUACCGGGCCUUGGGCCCAGCCCCAGACCGAGAGGCACAAUGUCUGGGAGCCCGUGAAGAAGGGGAGCUGUUCCGACAAGGAGUGUCGUUGUGGCGUGCCGACUGGGCUGAAGGUUGACUUGACGGUGCGCAGGGGAGGGUCCGUGCAGAAGGCGGUGGACGCCGCCCCGGAUAAUCUCGGCCCCGGGGAGCUGUUCGUGAUAUGGAUCCAGGAAGGGGUUUAUGAUGAAACGGUGCGGGUCCCGCUGAAGAAGAAGAACGUGGUGUUCUUGGGGGAGGGCGUGGGCAAAACGGUCAUUACCGGGACGAGAAAGGUGGGCGACCCGGGAGUCAACACGUACAAUUCCGCUACUCUUGCGGUGGCAGGGGACGGAUUCAUGGCCAGCAACAUCACAAUCAAGAACACGGCGGGCCCCAUGGCGCACCAAGCGGUGGCCUUCCGCUCGGACAGCGACCGCUCGGUCAUGGAGAAUUGCGAAUUUUUCGGGCACCAGGACACGCUGUACGCCCACACGCUUCGCCAGUUGUACAAGAAUUGUACCAUUCAGGGCAAUGUGGACUUCAUAUUCGGCAACUCGGCCGCCGUGUUUGAAAAGUGCACCAUCCUCGUCAAUCCCCGCCAGGUCAACCCCACAAAAGGCGAGACUAAUGCCGUGACGGCCCAUGGCAGGACCGAUCCGGCUCAGUCCACCGGGUUUGUUUUUCUCCACUCGUUGGUCGACGCCACCGCCGAGUACAAGAAGUUGAUCCAACAGAACGCCUCAGCGCACAUUACGUUCUUGGGCAGGCCGUGGAAGCAGUACUCGAGGACGGUCUACAUCAAGUGCACGCUCAAGGCUCUGAUUUCGCCCGCUGGCUGGAUGCCGUGGGACAAAACGGAUUUUGCGUUGACCACGUUGUACUAUGGAGAGUAUAAGAAUAGGGGGCCCGGGUAUACUCCCGACAAACGGGUUAAUUGGAGUAGCCAGAUUCCGGCGAACCAUGUCUGCCCCAUCCCAAAUUUUCUGAAUUCGGUGGAUGAUUGUUUCCCUUUGCGGGCCACUGCGAACUACUUAAUCCGGAUCGCGGCGAAAGCCGACGUUAGGACGGGCAGAGAUGGUGGCGGGAAGGGUGGAGAUAGUCGUCGGCGUGUGCUCCAUGGCCGUCGGCGAGUUCCAAUGGGCGGCAGCGAGCGGUGCGAUGGUGGCGUUUGGAUGGCCCUGGGCGGCGCUGUGGAGGUCAGCGCGAGUGUUUGUAUGUGUGUGUGA
Molecule: messenger RNA, 1860 nt
Organism: Striga asiatica
Lineage: Eukaryota; Viridiplantae; Streptophyta; Magnoliopsida; Lamiales; Orobanchaceae
Source: the annotation of a GenBank genome assembly